Molecule: messenger RNA, 339 nt
Organism: Melampsora larici-populina 98AG31
Lineage: Eukaryota; Fungi; Basidiomycota; Pucciniomycetes; Pucciniales; Melampsoraceae
Exons: 3
Biological process (GO): translation; protein ubiquitination; modification-dependent protein catabolic process
Cellular component (GO): ribosome; nucleus; cytoplasm
Molecular function (GO): protein tag activity; structural constituent of ribosome; ubiquitin protein ligase binding
Source: RefSeq, a predicted model, not a curated record
CAAAUCUUCGUCAAGACUUUGACCGGCAAGACCAUCACCCUCGAGGUCGAGUCGUCUGACACGAUCGACAAUGUGAAGGCCAAGAUCCAAGACAAGGAGGGCAUUCCCCCAGACCAACAACGUCUAAUCUUCGCCGGAAAGCAGCUCGAAGACGGUCGCACUUUGGCUGACUACAACAUCCAAAAGGAGUCUACCCUUCAUCUUGUCCUUCGGCUCCGUGGUGGAAUCAUUGAACCUUCGCUCAAAGCCUUGGCCUCGAUCACCAACUGUGAACGAAUGAUCUGCCGAAAAUGCUAUGUUUGUCUCAACCUGCUCAUAUCUCGCUUGGGUUCAAGAUAG